Cuscuta campestris is the source of this 1177-nucleotide messenger RNA. Lineage: Eukaryota; Viridiplantae; Streptophyta; Magnoliopsida; Solanales; Convolvulaceae. The record is from the annotation of a GenBank genome assembly.
CGGAACAGAGCAAAAACAGAGAGAAAAAGAGAGGUGCAGCCUGGUUUUGUGCUCCGAUCGACGACCAAACGAGCUCCGAUCGGGAUGAAAUUUUAGUAUGUUGUUCCUGAGAUCCUCUUCUUCAUAUCCAACGGUAGGAUUGUUGUUUUGACCUCUCGAUGUUGGUAAAAUCGCCUCUGUUUACUGCUGCGUUUUUAUUGGGGAUUUCUCACUCUUUAGUGAAGAUUAUUGUUGUUUGGUGUUCCAAGUUAUUACUUGAUGAUUGUGUGUACCUCUAAUUGAUUUAGAGAAGAUUCUUGGUGUACCCACUGAUUUUCUUGGUGAUUAGUGGAAGGCUUCGUGGUUUUUUCCCCGAUUUGGGGUUUCCACGUUAAAUCUUAGUGUUCGUUUAUCGUUUGAUUGAUUGCUUGUUGACGUGUUUACUAUUCUUGAUCGGUCAUAUGAUUUUGCCCAUUUUGACAACACAAAGACGGGAAAAUUAUUAAUUGCUUCCGCUAGAAAAUUGAGAAGACAGUUCCCAUCUUCACCCAAAAAUGGGUUACAAAAAGGCAGCGAAGAUUAACCCGCCGGCAGUGGUGGUCGAUUUGUCUUCUUCUUCUUCUUCUUCUUCUUCCCCGGCUUCUGAGGAUGAGCCACAGGGCACUCCGCUUAGAGCAGUUUUCUGCCUGAAAAAAAGGGAACAACUGCGCGAAUUCGAUGAUAAAGAGGAGUGCUUUAUUCUGGAUUUCGAUCCUUUCGAUUCCAAACGCUCUGUUUCUGAUUAUCAGGAUCCGGAAAUGGCCGUUGUAGCAGAAAAAGGCAGUGUGGUGGCAUGUAGAGAUUUUCCACACCCAAGGCAUACCUGUGUUAAGUUCCCCUUUAACACAACACCUCAUGAGAAACACUGUAAUCUGUGCUAUUGCUAUGUGUGCGAUGUUUCUGCUCCCUGUCGACACUGGAAUGGGCUAUCUGCGCAUUGCCACGCAUUAAAUACCGAAGCAUGGGAACAUCAGCGAAAACAUAUGAGGCAGCACGUGAAGGUUUAGUACUACGCAAAGGUCGUACUCCCUUUCUCUUUCAUUUUUUUUGUUUUUCUUAAAAAACUUCCCCUUUUUAUUAAAAAACCACUUUUAUCCCUACUUUUUCAUACCCUACCUAUCACAUCAUACUUUUUCACUAAUAACUAAACUAUCACAUC